Messenger RNA from Sinocyclocheilus grahami, 1838 nucleotides. RefSeq names its product POU domain, class 4, transcription factor 2-like. Bases 614 to 1765 code for a protein of 383 amino acids. NCBI's taxonomy places the organism in Eukaryota, Metazoa, Chordata, Actinopteri, Cypriniformes, Cyprinidae. The transcript is spliced from 2 exons. Gene Ontology annotation, biological process: regulation of transcription by RNA polymerase II. The record is from RefSeq and is a predicted model, not a curated record. Gene Ontology annotation, molecular function: RNA polymerase II cis-regulatory region sequence-specific DNA binding; DNA-binding transcription factor activity, RNA polymerase II-specific.
GAGAGAGAGAGACGCAGCCUGCCCUUCGCCUUGGAGCACAGACAGAUCGAGUCCCCGCAGCAUUGAAUGUAGUCGACUGCCACCUUUAUCUCAUAAUCAAAUUCAGCAAGAAUCGGGAUAAAGGUUAACGAGCGAUAUUUGGUUCUAGCAACGUCGUUCUGGAGAUUUGCACGAAGAGAAGAGAAGAGAGAAGAAACUUUUUGCACUCGUUUUAAAAGCGUGAGCAAAGACAAACUCACCAAAGACAUCAGCCUCCGCUGUGACAAAUGUAAGAUAGUUUGUAAAGGCGGAGGAACAUUUCUGUGGAGCGUUUUGGUAAGAGUUGACGUGAUCUUUGAAGGAGUUUACCGACAGGUUGCAUGGCUUACUGGUGCUCGCGGCACGUCUCUAGACACGGCACGCGACGAAGCGACCAGGAGAUCGUUCUCUCAGACCAUUAGGCAGCAGCACUAGACGAGCUAUCUAGAGACGUGGUGCAUCAUCCUCUUCACGAUCGUUGCAACGCCAGAGACUUGAGACUUCCACGCAGCGACUGGGCUUGAACUCCAGUCGAAGAAGAAGAAGGCGGAGUCUUAACUUAUUAAAAGGAACUCGCCGAGGCUCGGUAGCAAAUAUGAUGAUGAUGUCUCUGAACAGCAAGCAGGCGUUCGCCAUGCCCCACACCAGUCUGGCCGAGCCCAAAUACUCCAGUUUGCAUUCUUCGUCCUCUUCCACUUUGACUUCCAACGCGCCCUCGUCCUGCUGCGCGACGUCCAGACACAGCAACUCGAUCAUCAGCAGCGGAGGCAGCUCGGAGGCGAUGCGCCGAGCAUGUCUCCCAACCCCACCGAGCAAUAUAUUCGGCGGAUUGGAUGAGAGUUUGUUGGCCCGCGCGGAAGCUCUGGCGGCGGUGGAUAUAGUCUCGCAGACCAAAAGCCAUCAUCACCCUCCUCAUCACAGCCCCUUCAAGCCGGACACAACCUACCACACCAUGAACACGCAUCCGUGCACCUCGUCAUCUUCCUCUUCGUCGUCCGUGCCCAUCUCGCACCCGUCAGCUCUCGCGGGCCAUCACCACCACCACCACCAUCACCACCACCAGCCGCACCAGGCACUGGAGGGCGACCUGCUCGAUCACAUCACCCCAGGACUUGCACUUGCUGGAGCCAUGGCCGGGCCAGACGGCUCGGUGGUCUCCACGCCUGCGCACCCUGUCCACAUGGCAGGCAUGAACCACAUGCACCAAGCUGCCAUCAACAUGGCUCACGUCCAUGGGCUGCCAUCCCACAUGAGCUGCAUGAGCGACGUGGAUGCAGAUCCCAGGGACUUGGAGGCAUUCGCUGAGCGCUUUAAACAGCGUCGGAUCAAACUCGGCGUGACACAAGCGGAUGUAGGGUCAGCGCUGGCCAACCUGAAGAUUCCUGGCGUAGGCUCUUUAAGUCAGAGUACCAUCUGCCGGUUUGAAUCACUCACGUUGUCCCACAACAACAUGAUCGCCCUGAAGCCCAUCCUGCAAGCCUGGCUGGAGGAGGCUGAACAGUCGCACCGGGAGAAACUCAACAAACCCGAUCUCUUCAACGGGGCCGAGAAGAAGAGGAAGCGGACCUCCAUCGCGGCCCCCGAGAAAAGGUCCCUCGAAGCUUAUUUUGCUAUUCAGCCGCGUCCAUCCUCAGAGAAAAUUGCAGCAAUCGCAGAGAAGCUGGACCUCAAAAAGAACGUAGUGCGGGUUUGGUUUUGCAACCAGAGGCAGAAACAGAAACGCAUGAAAUAUUCGGCCUGCAUCUAGCUCGACCAGAAAACCAACAUGACGUGUCGAGAGACUUCUAAAACUGUUUAGAGACGAUUUGUAAAAUAUUUCU